Molecule: messenger RNA, 3540 nt
Organism: Heterobasidion irregulare TC 32-1
Lineage: Eukaryota; Fungi; Basidiomycota; Agaricomycetes; Russulales; Bondarzewiaceae
Exons: 4
Coding region: 1-3540 (1179 amino acids)
Source: RefSeq, a predicted model, not a curated record
AUGAUUCCGCUCAUCCCGACCCUCGCACUUGCGUUUUUCUCUUUUCUCUGCUCUUCCUUCGUCAUUCUGCGUAUCAUAAUUCCUAUCUUACCUCCACACCCCCUGAGCAGGCGCGUUCCUCCCUCUGAGUUCGGCCUCCCCAAUUUCCGCUCCCUGUCGGUGGCUGACAAAAGUCACGUAUGGCUGUCCCUCUGUGAUGUUCUCGCGCUCUCUGUAUUUGUUUGGGAAGCCGUCUCCGAGUCGAUGGGUGGUGCAUGGGGUUACCAGUCUGCGGCCGACCCAGGCUCCUCGGCCCGCUUGUGGUUUGCCCUCACCGUCCGCCAGACCUGUCUCCUCGUCGUGUCCGGUAUCACCCUUAUGCAUGUUCGCAUGGGCCGCUCGGUCUCCUUUGGCAAGAAGCACUGGGUCCUUUGGGCACCGAUGCUCGUCCUCGUCAUCACGUCCACGGUCCUCGCCGCCGUUAUGUCGGGCGCAGGCAUGUCGAGCUUCUUCGUCGGAUAUGUUGCCUACUCCACGACCAUCUCCGCGCUCAGCACCAUCUCGUUCACCUGCCUUGCGGUCACUCUCGUCAUCAUCAAGCGCAACUUGAAUGCCCUUAACGAUGCUGCCGACCCAUGGCCGCCAGCUAAGGAAGUCGAAGAGAAGCCCCGUCCUUCUUUCGCCACCGAAGACGUCGAUGCUAUGCGAGAGGGUAGUUCCUGGAUCACGUCUCGUGCUAGUUCCCAGCAUGAAUCUAUCUCGGCCUUCUCUUUCUCCACGCAUCAUGACCACUCCUACGCCCGCCACCACCCCGCCAUGGCGUCCAACCCCUCUAUCCCGGCCAAGUCAUCUUUCUGGUUCAACCCCUCCACUCACGACAUGCAUGCUCGCGAUUCAGUUCCGCCAGUUCCGCCUCUUCCUUCUGCAUACAAGAACCAGGCCCAGGUGUAUGCGUCCCUGCACGAAGACCCCGACCCUUUCCGUCGUUCCGAGUCUCCACAUGCGGCCCGCAUUCGCAUGGGCUCUCAGAGCUCUUGGUUGACUUCAAGCGACGGCAGUCAUCGCACGCUCUCUGCAUGGUCCUAUCCUACUACCGUACGCGAUCCGCCGAUGAUGGCUGCCAUGGCUUCGACGCAGGACUUGAAUGUCGAGCUCUUGCCCUCUGUCUCCCGCCCCGUGACUCCUGCAAUGUCCAGCGCCCAAGUGCUUGGCGGCUAUGGAUACUCUCCUUCGACUUCGGAGGCCGAAAAGGGCAUCGCCGCUCUUGCAGCGUCACCCUCGGGUGACAUUGAUGUCUCUCUUACUCGCAGCAUUGGUUGGAUGGCCAGUAUCUGGGUGCCAUAUGCACUCGCACUUCCCUACUUUUUCUCGGCCUUCUCCGCUUCCGGCUCUAGUUCUGUGAUGCCCCUUUUGCUUGUUAUCAGUGUUACGAUCUCUUCCCCCAUCCUCGCGCUUAACAUCGUUCUGCGGUCGCCUAUCCCCAUCCCGACGAAUCUCUUCGAUGUGCACAGCGAGCCACCUUCCAUUGUCGCUCGCGCCCCUUCGCCUCAGAGUACUCUCCCCGUCCACUCCCGCGAGUACAAGCGCAGCGGGAGCACGACCGUUAUCGAGGGACGUCGUAGUACCGAUGUAUGGGUCGCCAAAGGCGAUGCCGUUGACGGCAAGAGCCGUGUCGGGCGCGCUUUGAUGAUGCUCGCGCCAGCCCCCAAACUGUCAGUCCUCCCACCCGAAACUAACGACGCCGUGCCCUCCACUCCCCCGCUUCCCAUCCAAGAUGACUGCAGUCCCCCUCCCACCGUGCCCACGACGCCGCACUCGGAGAACAGCGCGGAGUUCGGCCGGUCGAGGAAGCAGUCGAGGACGUCGUCGCACUUCUCGAGCGCCGACGAGUCGCUGGCGUUCACCACCGAGAUUAUGGUCGCUCAACGGCAUUACUCUGCGAUCGCUACCACGAUGUUCAUACCCCGGUCCCCCGAGAAGCGCGCGUCCACGGGCGGACACUUGACAACCGGUGAUCUGCUCGGUGUAUCAUCCGCCAUACCCAGGCAGCCGACGCACGUCCGCUCUCGCUCGGCGUCCUCUCUGAGUGGACCCAACCCUCCGAUGAGCCCGCCUCCGUCUGCGCCGCUGCCCCCAAUACCUCCGACGAUCAGGAGCUCCCAUUAUAUCGGGCACAGGAAAUCGUACUCCUCUGGGCUCGAUCUCGGCGCCGUCGGCAACGGCGAGAUGAACGAGAUAGACGCGCUCUCCGCCGGACUUCUUCCGCUCCUUGUUCCCGGUCUCAAACUCGGGAACGACGUGCGCGUCAGCGAGGAUUGGGCCGUGCGCGGCCCCCCGGGCACCUUCAGCAAGGGAAGCAAGGCCGAUAAGAAGGCGAGGCGCUCGAUCAAGGACUCCUUUGGCGCAGGGGACGAAUCCGCCGGAUUCGCGACUUCCGCCGAGUUUUCGUCCCCCGAUGUACACUCGACCCCUGUCAGCCGGCGCGCGCCGAGGCCCCGGACGUCUUCAGCGCACAAAAAGAACCUCUCCAGUCUUUCGGGCCCUGUAUCGGGCAAAGACGGCGCUCACGAAAUCUCGGCUUGGACGAACGCGACCGACGACGCCCUGGAAGCCAGAAUGGAGGAGUACAAGGCUAGCGCCGACACCGCCAAUGACCGCAGGAAGCCGGUUUGGGGAAGCGAGUCCACUGCCGAUGAGGAGAAACAUCUUGCCUUGAAGCCAGAGUCGGAUGUGUACCUGCAGCCUGCUUUAUCCGGCUCCACCCUCGCCCGCUCUCCCUCUGGCCGUGUCCUCAGACCCCGGUCAUCUUCCCUCAAGCUCGAAGACCUGCCCACAGGCGGGAACACCGCACGCUCGUCCCUCGUGACCCUGAUCGCUGCGUUGGACCAGCCCGACAAGGCCCUCCCCUCCGCAGGCUCAGACGUCACCCUCUUCGACUUCAACCUCGGCACCCCCGUCGCAGAAAGCACCCCCGUCGAGCACAAGAGGAACAGCGCCGCCUCCCAGCGCGCCGCAUCUACGAGCCGCCGCUCCAGCAUCGUAUACAUCAAAUCCGACGCCCCCGCCCCCGCCGGGUCCGCGCCAGACGACGAAAACGAACGCCCCGGCGCCAAGCCUCUGACGCCGCCCUCCACCUCGGUCAGGCUCGUCCAAUGGUCCACGCGCUCCGUGCGCCCGCUCGUGCCGAAACAGAGCAAAAAGCUCGCGGACGCAUCCAGCCCGCCCAAGACGACCUCCCCCAGCGGCGGGGGGCUGCGCCAGCUCUCGCUCCUCCAGAACCGAGAUGCGAACGCCGACGGCGCGCGGAGGACGCAACCGCUGGCGGCCGGGAGCUGGAAGCAGAAGCUGAGGCAGCGCGAGGACGCGGCGGAUGCCGAGAACGCAGCCCCGAGCGGGCCUGUGAUAGGGUUGCGGCACAAGAAGCUGCGCGCGCUCAAGCUUGCGCGGUCGGACACGACGAAGGAACGGGAAGUCCUUCGCGGGCAGGAGGUGCUGCCGGACGUGGUCGUACGGCCUCCUUCGGAGACGCAGCAUACCGAGUAUGCAUACACGUUCCGGUGA